This is a messenger RNA of Trypanosoma conorhini, 1566 nucleotides long. Its product is annotated as AAA+-type ATPase. The record is from RefSeq and is a predicted model, not a curated record. The transcript has a single exon. Lineage: Eukaryota; Euglenozoa; Kinetoplastea; Trypanosomatida; Trypanosomatidae. Bases 1 to 1566 code for a protein of 521 amino acids. Gene Ontology annotation, molecular function: ATP binding; ATP hydrolysis activity.
AUGGACGCUUACACUUCAUUGCUGAACCUGAACUUCAUGUCGGCCUGGCGAACAGGCAACAGUCUUGUUGACAUGGUCAUCGCCAUUACCAUUCCUCUCCUGUCAAACUGGGUGGCGAGGUUCUUCUCCGUCACUUGGCCUGAGUUUGUGAGGAAAUUUGUCGAGUGGUACCUGCCGAAAAAGGUGCAGGUAAAAAUUCAGCAUGGUCUGACCGACCGAUACCAGCGGGCGGUGGACUUGACGGAAGGCUCGGUGCUGCAGGAGGCGGUUGAACGAUACGUCAGUAAUCAUCUGAAGCCCUUCUACUCAAAUGGGGAGUUUGUCUACAGCAUGGCGUCGCCCAGCGACGGACCCGAAAGAAAGACCAUGGCGCAGUUGUUGGAGGAAAACUUUGGGCUUUUCUGCCGUCCUGUGAAAGAGAGCGUUAAGCUUGGGAACGGCAUUUUACUUCGCAUUCGUGAGUCCGAGGAUGAGGAGCCUGACAACUUGGAGGGGACCGUGGACGACGGCGGCCACAGAGGGAAGGGGGCGGAGAAGCGAACCAAGUCCAAGCUGCGGGAGAUCAUCUUGACAGAAGGCUCCGGAGGCCGCGGUGGAGGCGAGGAGGCGUUGUCAUUUGCGCGCGCCGCGUUUGACUGGUAUUUGCAGAGCUUAGAAACGGCAUCGAGCAGGAAGCGCUACCUCUACCAGCCUCUCCGGGGAAAAGACUCCUUUGAAGAGGUGCACGGUGACCUGAUGAAGGUCGUGCGCUACCCGUUGUACGACCUAAAAUCCUUCAACUCCCUCUUCUUUCCAGAGAAGGAGAAGCUUAUAGCGCUGAUUGAGCAGUUUGAAAGCAAAAGCGGCAAGUUUGCCGUGCCCGGCUUUCCUCAUAAACUCAUAUUGCUGCUGCACGGCCCACCUGGCACGGGCAAGACAAGCCUGGUCAAGGCCAUAGCGCAGUACACGGGGCGUCACAUUUUCUCCGUCCCACUUGCGCAGGUGCGCACCAAUCAAGAACUCAUCUCCUGCAUGCAUGACCAACUCUUUGAGGUGAGCAACGAGCGCCAGUACUGGAGGGUGUCACUGCGUCCAGAGAAGCUCAUCUACCUCUUGGAAGACGCUGAUGCCACCUCCGACGUUAUGCUUAAAAACAAGGCGAAGGAAGCGGCGACGAAGGCACACGGCAAAAAAGCACCUCGUCUACAAAUAAUGGAUGCACUCAAUACAAAAGGGCUCUUGGAAGCCUUUGGUGGGAUUGUUGAUACCCCAAAGCGCAUCAUCGUGAUGACCACAAAUCAUAUUGACAGAUUGGAUAGUGCCAUUAUUCGCCCUGGCUUCAUCACGAUGCGAUUGUACAUGGGAAAUUUCACGAAUGAGUACGCGGCGCAGAUGGUUAGGCAUUAUUAUGGGCCUGAGGCAGCCACCGAGGAGCGUCUAGAGUGCCUGAAGGAGGUGUUGCAGCGGGCCAGUGAGACGGAGAUUCACUUUAGCCCCUCCGAGUUGGAGCAGCUUUGUGCGGAGUAUGACGACAUCGAAGAGCUCAUUGAGGUGCUGAAGAACGGAAGUCGAGAAGAUAAGUUCUAA